This is a messenger RNA of Hibiscus syriacus, 1145 nucleotides long. RefSeq lists its product as uncharacterized. The record is from RefSeq and is a predicted model, not a curated record. The transcript has 3 exons. NCBI's taxonomy places the organism in Eukaryota, Viridiplantae, Streptophyta, Magnoliopsida, Malvales, Malvaceae. The coding region runs from base 200 to 1105 and encodes 301 amino acids.
ACGCCUCCUGAAAUUGGCUGUGGAGCGUAGGUAUGCUCUUGCAGAAGCUCAAUGUAAGUAUAAUCAGUCUCUCUAUGCGGUUGCAGCCGCCAUUAGGUUGUUUGUGGCUAGGCAUUCCUCUCCUUCUUCUCCUUUCCUCAUCACUUUCCCGGCUACUACUUCCACUGAUGAGGCUGCUGAAACCCCUAUCACCAAUCCCAUGUUCUUUAAGCAAAAACCAACUGAGCCCACCCAUGAGACCAUUUCUUGUCACUCAUCUCUUUCAACGGUUUUUAUGAAGAGAGGGAAUCAAGAUCAAGGACAUGAUGAAGUUCCAAGAACUGAAGAAGGUAAAGAGGGUUGUGUUGAGUCCUCAGAAGAGCAAGAGGGUGAAGAGGAGGAAGAAGAAGAUAUCAUUUGCGAGCAUUUCUAUGGCGAAGAGGCUCCACCGGCAAUGCCAUCACCAGAGAAGGAGUUUGCCUGGGAUUUCUUCAACCCUUUUGAUGAGGUGAGGACAGGGAUAGUGAGCAGCUUUAGUGACAGUUCUCAGGAGGAAUUGAGAGCAGUGAGAGAGAAAGAGGGAAUCCCUGACCUGGAAGAAGAUGGCGUGAGAGUUAUGAGUGAGAGAAAGGUUGAGAAUGUAACAAAUGCUGAUGAGGCAAGUAAAAAUAAGAACAAAAAUACAGAUUUGAAUAUUAAUGGGGAUGAGCAUGCCGCUAAUAUGAGCCAAGGUGAAAAGAAUAGUUUCAGAAUGAUUAAGACACCUACAGCUACUAAUGAGAGAGAGUUGUUGGAAGCUUUAAAGGAUGUCGAGGACCAUUUUCUCAGAGCAUAUGAAUCUGGUUUGGAUGUCUGUAGAAUGUUAGAAGCCAACAGAGUUCAGCUGCAAUCUGGUUUGGAGGAACUUAAAGAUAGCUCGAAUAAACUUAUCCGGUCAAUUACUUGGAGCCGGUCUCCGUUAUCCCGGUCUUCUUCCUGCAAAAGCCUUGUUUCAUGUAGUUCCAGAAGUUCUUCUACAUGGACAGAAUUAAAGACUGAGAUGUUUGAUGAUUAUGGGGGGGAUGGAAUCUGGAAGCCACUCUUUGACCCUAGGAAGGUUGUAUGCUUGGGAAAAGAAACUCUAUAAGGAAGUGAAGGCAGCAGACCAGACCAGGAAAACUUAUGAC